Molecule: messenger RNA, 806 nt
Organism: Dacryopinax primogenitus
Lineage: Eukaryota; Fungi; Basidiomycota; Dacrymycetes; Dacrymycetales; Dacrymycetaceae
Exons: 1
Source: RefSeq, a predicted model, not a curated record
UCGUCUUCGCUGUAAUCCACCUGCUUGCGUUUCGCUGCCUUCUUCUCCACAAGGGUGUCGGGCUUCUUGAUGACAGGUUUAGGGUCGGCAGGACGCCGCUCGCGAUCACGUUCAGCGAGGGGUGCUUCCUUCUUCUCCUUGACCAGAGGUUUGCGCUCCAGAGAUGAAUUCUCCUUCCGUUCCUUGGUCACAGGUAAGGUCUUGCGUUCACGUUCACGGUCACGUUCCCUUUCCAAGGAAGAAUCCUCUUUCCUCAAAGCGGCGGGUUUUUUGAUUGGAACAUCCCCCUUCUCCCGCUCCUUCUCCUGUUCCUUCUCUUUCCUCACAGAAGUAACAGUGGCGGCAGACACAGGAGGCCUGGAAUUAGACGCCGAAGCUGGGGUAGACACCACGCGCUCGUCCCGGGCCGUAAUCUCCUUCUUGGCCUUCUUUGGCACCUUAUCUUCCGUCUUGCGUUUCUUGGCCUCACGGUCCUGUUCAGCAAGAUCAUCAUCCGCAGCGCGUUUUUUGCGGACUUCCGGUUCUUUGACCUUCACUUCAACAGUAUGGGGCUUGCUGAGCGCAGAGGCAGGGCGGGAGAUGUCAGCUCCAGGACGAGCAUCCGAGGGACGCACUGCGCGCUUGCUCUGCACUUUGUCCGGUGUAUCGAGCUUGAUGGCUAUCGACGAUGAAGUGGCGGGAACAGAAGGGGCAACGGGGACAGAUGUCGGAGGUCGUACAGGCGCUUUUUCCUUAUCCUUAUCCUUUUCCUUGAGCUUCGAAGCGGAGGACACGGUAGGCUUUUCGUACGUCGCCACGGGCGUGAC